AUGUACCUGUCUAAGAUCGUCUCUGCUUCGCUCGGUCUCUUUGGCCUCUUCGGCUCAGCCGCCGCCUACACCAACCCAAUCCGUAACCCUGGCGGCGGUGAUCCCCAGAUCUCGUGGUUCGACGGCUACUACUACCUGAUCUCGACCGAGUGGACGAACCUCCAGCUCGCCAGAGCCACGACCAUCGAGGGACUCAAGACUGCCACCCCGAAGGUCAUUUACUCUGACUCCAACCCCACGCGAUGCUGUAGCGUCUGGGCUCCUGAGAUCCACUACUUUGACGGAAGGUGGUAUCUCUACUACACUGCCGGCAACGAUGGCAACUUAGAUGGCCAAAGAAUGCAUGCUCUGCAGGGUGGCGCAUCUCCCUGGGAUGACUGGUCUUAUGCUGGCCAAAUCACUGAUGAUUGGUCCCUCGACGGCACUGUUGUCCGAUUCAAUGACUGGGGCAACUACUUCGUCUACUCCUGCAUGACCGGCGUUGAGCACCAAUCCGCGUGCGUGCGCAAGCUCGGUGAUGACUACGUCUCUGCUGGCUCCGACAUCACCAUCAUUUCUCAGCCCGACCAGGCUUGGGAGCAGAGUGAAGUCCCCGUCCAAGAGGGCUUCUACGGCCUCUACUUUGGUGGAAAGACCUACAUCGCCUACUCUGCCAACUACUGCUGGACUCCGGACUACUGCGUUGCUCUGCUCGAGUGGGAUGGCGUCACGGAUCCGGCGUCGCCCUCGGCAUGGACGAAGAGCAAUGGAUGUCAGUUGACUGCCGCUAAUGGAAACUUUGGCACUGGCCACAACAGCUUCUUCCGCAGCCCCGAUGAGACCGAGACCUACAUCACUUUCCAUGCAACCAGCAACGCCAACGGCGCGUGUGAUGACAACCGCUACGUCAUGGUCCAGCCCAUCACUGCCAAUGCUGAUGGAACGCCCAACUUCGGUAUCCCUCAGGCGUCUACCUACGAUUGGCCUGAGCCCAGCGCCUAA
Messenger RNA from Colletotrichum chrysophilum, 981 nucleotides. RefSeq lists its product as uncharacterized. Bases 1 to 981 code for a protein of 326 amino acids. Gene Ontology annotation, biological process: carbohydrate metabolic process. The transcript is spliced from 2 exons. Lineage: Eukaryota; Fungi; Ascomycota; Sordariomycetes; Glomerellales; Glomerellaceae. Gene Ontology annotation, molecular function: hydrolase activity, hydrolyzing O-glycosyl compounds. The record is from RefSeq and is a predicted model, not a curated record.